Messenger RNA from Aspergillus pseudonomiae, 1181 nucleotides. RefSeq lists its product as uncharacterized. Lineage: Eukaryota; Fungi; Ascomycota; Eurotiomycetes; Eurotiales; Aspergillaceae. Bases 39 to 263 code for a protein of 74 amino acids. The transcript has a single exon. The record is from RefSeq and is a predicted model, not a curated record.
AGCGAUACACCUAAUGGGAUCAACUAGUGAUACGCCUAAUGGAAUCGAGCCGACGACACAACCCAUGGGAUCAAACCAGCGACACACCUGGGGGAUCUGGCCCUUUAAUAACCGCGCGCAGUGGAUAUAAUCACGUGAGAUUACCUCGGUUAGGGUCCAUGUGGGGCGCUAGUAUUCCCACAGUGGCUGGCAAUGGUGGACCAGCAUCAGAGUCCAACACGCCCUUGAGCAGGAGGUCGAACAUAAGGACCCUCACAAACUAAUAGGGAUGGCAGCCCACCUGAACUCAGGUGGAUGCGGGCCUUUCUGUAUGGCGGCCUAUUGUGACCAUAGUAAUACCGAGAUGGUAUUAGUCUCCUCUUGCUAGUGGCACAUGAAUAUUGAAUGGCUUAUACACAUAGUAGUACUUGGUCACCAAUAGCUGCCUGAACAGCAUGCUGGCAGAUUUGCAAAUUGAAAUAUACCAACCUUGGAUAAAAACCCUUGAAUGAGGCGAGUACCAGUGCAAAUGCAUGUCAUGAAUAGUUGCCUAGUUAUCAACCCACGUUCGGUCCAUACGAUCCCACUUCUCUGAAUCGAUGUUAACCUUUGUCCGAUAUUGUCUGGGCAGGGCAGUACCCCUCCAAAAUCCAAUUAAUGUGGAUGUUUACUUGUCUCUUGCAACCAAUCGCAGGAGCCAUACUGUGUUGUUGUAUUUGUUUAUACCUUGAAUCUUUCUCAGUUCUCAGACUACUGCCUCUCUGCACAAAUGAUUAUUGUAAAACAGGUGUCGAUAAAUUCUGACACGAAGAUUGAAAGCCAUAAAUUCUAAUAUUACAAUUCUUCUAGAAGUGAGGGUGGAGUAUCUUGGUAUGUAGCACCUCAAUCUUCCUUUGAUGAAGUUGUCAUAAACCCUGAAAUCAUUAUGUUUUAUAUUAUUUACAAGCUUGCGAAGCCUGAAGCAUUAAGAUCGACAGCAAGAGCGUGUCAAGCUGCAAAAUCUAGUGAUGCAUGAAUCUAUAUGUGUACUGUAAUAGUAGAGUGAGAUCAAUAUUCAACGGUAGCUCAACGCCGGCUGUUGGUACCAGUUGAAGUGUCUCCACCUGUCAUAGCACAACCACAUGUUCGCGUUUCUAGUUUGAAGAUCCAGACAGGACGUAGAGUUACCGAUCAGAUCUGAAUACUACCAUGUAAAACUAAAA